Molecule: messenger RNA, 3393 nt
Organism: Pelobates fuscus (common spadefoot toad)
Lineage: Eukaryota; Metazoa; Chordata; Amphibia; Anura; Pelobatidae
Product: serine/threonine-protein kinase N2-like
Exons: 23
Coding region: 1-3393 (1130 amino acids)
Biological process (GO): protein phosphorylation; signal transduction
Cellular component (GO): cytoplasm; nucleus
Molecular function (GO): protein serine/threonine kinase activity; ATP binding
Source: RefSeq, a predicted model, not a curated record
AUGUUUGAGAAAUCUGUGCUAAGAGAUUUUAAUAAAAUUAAAUACAAUAAAUAUGAUGCACAGAACCUAAAUGCACUAGAAAAGAGAGCUAUCAAACAAUUGCAACAAGACAAAGAAAUUGUUAUUAAACCUGCUGACAAGGGUGAUGUGGAUCCAGUGGGGGAGCAGCAAGAGAAGUGCACCCUGACCAUCCAGGUCAGCGGAACACAAGUAAUCGAUGUUAUCGAGCAAGGAGCAGGGGCACACCCAGAUGGUCCCCAGAUUCCAGUUGCUUCUGAUAGUGAUUCAUGCUCCUCACAAGAUGAGGACAAGUUAGCCAUUUUGGAGAAACAACUCGAAGAUGAGUACAAUGUUAAGAGCAUUGCAGAAAAGCUGAUAAAGGCGUAUUCUACCGGCCGCUCCAAAGAUCAGAAACAUCUCGGUGAUGCUCAGAAAAUACUCCAUGACAGCAAAAUAAAAAUAGAAAUUUUGCGCAUGUUGAUUCUCCAACAUAAAGCAACACCUGCAUUAAGUCCAUUGGAGAAACGCAUUGAGGAGUUGAGCCACCGAUUUGUGAUCGAGCGUGCCGUGGCUGAAGGAGCCAAACAUGCCAUCCAGAAAUUGGAUGGAAAGCCGCUUGUUGAGGCACAAUCGAUACUACAGGCGUCAAAUGAAAAGCUGGACCUCCUUAAAUAUUCCUUGGAGGAACGAGUGAAAGAACUUCCUGAUGGCCACCAUAGGAAGAGUAUAACCACCGAGGAACUGUCCCUUGGUUCAGUCAAAUCCAAGUCAAUAGCACUAACUGGUACUCUGAAAGUGCGAGUAAAGGGCUGUCACGGUAUUCUGGAGAAUGUACCUGGCAGACUAAAGAUCCCGUCAGAUGUUCUCCCUGGCAGGAGUCUGCGUCGAGGAAGAUUCUUAUUACUGAACCGGAUCAGGAGAAACAACCGUGGCAGCAAUCAGAACAUCCAAGAGACUUUUGACUUUUCUAAAUACAGGAGAUUAGACUCCUUUGAUGAAAGCAAACUCUUAGAGCUUUGUGUAAAGCUAAUCGAUGAACCUUUAUAUAUUCUGUGUGAAGUCCGUACUCAGCUGAAGAUCGAUCAGAUUCCAGUGGGUUCAACAAGUUGGAAAACUGUUUCUAACCCAUCCUGGAAUAAGACAUUUAAACUGGAUUUAGAUAAGUCUCGGGAGCUAGAAAUAUCCUUAUAUUGGCACGAUCAGAGAUCACUGUGUGCCACAAAGACUCUGAAGUUGGAAGAAUUCCUGUUGAACCCGAAACAGGAACUGUGUCUACAACUGGAACCACAGGGCACCCUUUUCAUCAAGGUGACGUUUUCCAGUCCUUUCACCCAGAAAAGGCCAAAGCUUCAAACAAUUAAGAAAUUAAUCUCCACAAAACAAGAGGAGACCACCGAACCAGCUCUACUGGAGGAUGCAGCUAUUGAUGCUCAUUCGCUGCCAGAAUCGGAUACUGAGAGUGUGGAUUCAUCGGCGCCGGCUGUGGAUACUGAAACAGAAAAGACCAUCCAGCCAGCUCCAGAAGAAGAUGUUGUUACUGACUCUCCUAUAUUGCCAGUAGCCACUGAGAGCAUGCGCCCAUUAACACCCGAUUCUUAUACCAUUACAGAAGAGACCUUCCAACCACCUCCAGUGGAAGCUACAACUAUUGACAGUGUACCAGUAGUGGACACUGAGAAUGUGGAUUCAACACUACCAGCUAUCAACACCAUUAGUACAGAAACUAUCCAACCACCUCCAGUGGAAGCUAGAAUGUUUGACAAUGCUCCACUGCCAGUAGCAGUAGAGGACUCUGUGAGCAUGGAACCAUCACCACAAGCUAUUGUAAGCGUGCUAGAAAUAACAAUCCAACCAGCUCUAGAAGAGGAUUUAGUUACUGACCCUACUCCAUUGCCAGUAGAGGACACGGACAGCGUGGAGCCAUCGGUGCCAGCUGUUGAUGAAAUUACAGAAAAGACAAUCCAACUACCUCCAGAGGAGGAUGCAGCUAUUAAUCCUCAAUCACUACCAGUAGAGGACUCUGAGAGCGUGGAGCCAUUGCUGCCAUCUGACGAUGAAGAUACAGAAAAGAUAAUCCAACCAGCUCCAGAGGAGGCUGUAGUUAUUGACACGCCUCAAGUGUCAGCAGUGGACAAUAAGAAAGUGGAAUCAUCACCACCUGGUGCUGCUACUGAUAUGGAAAAAAACAUCCAAACAUCAACAGAGAAAGAUGCAGUUAUUGAUAUUGAUAACAUUGCAGAAGAAACCACUGGACCACCAAAGGGUUUAGUUCAUGACACUGUUCCAUUGGCAGAAGAAGAUGUGGAAAAUCCAUCAUCAUCAGCGGGUAUUCAGCAAGGAGCUCGGCUGAGCAUUCAGGAUUUUGAUUGUCUCUGUGUGCUGGGAAGAGGAGCAUUUGGAAAGGUUCUGCUUGUUGAGUACAAGCCUACAAAGAGCAAAUUCGCUUUAAAAGCCCAGAAAAAACAAGAUAUAACUGGAACGCAAAGAGUCCCAAGGCUUAUAUGUGAAAAGGAAAUCCUACAGACUGUGAGCGAAGUACAGCAUCCUUUCCUUGUUAACAUGUUGGCAAGUUUCCAGACUCAGGGUCAUUUCUGUUUUUUAAUGGAGUAUGCCGCUGGUGGGGACCUAAUGACCGAAAUUAGGAACAGCAACUUUCAGCCAUUUUCCACAACCAGAGCUGUGUUUUAUGCAGCGUGUUGUGUGCUCGGCCUGGAUUUCUUGCAUCAAAACGAUAUUGUUCACAGAGAUCUCAAAUUGGAAAACAUUGUAAUUGACAUAGAUGGAUUUGCCAAAAUUACAGACUUUGGUCUUAGUAAACAAGGGAUGGGAUAUGGAGAACAAGACAGAACAUAUUGUGGCACCCUGCAUUACAUGGCACCGGAAAUGGUUUGCGGUAAACCAUACACAACAUCUAUUGACUGGUGGAGUCUCGGCACAGUUAUUUAUAUAAUGCUGUGUGGAAUGGUAAUUCAACAUAUGUGGGAUGGAAAUACCCCUGGAGUCAACUGUCUUGCAGGUAACAGAAGAGAGGUGAGGUAUAAUAUUGUCUAUUCAACGCCGCACUAUCCGAGGUUCCUGACUGCAGAAGCGCGAUCAAUAUUAAGAAGUCUUUUGCAUAAAGAUCCCAAAGUCCGUCUAGGAGCCAGCGAGAAUGAUGCCUGGGAUCUGAAGAGCCACCCUUUUUUUAAACAAAUAGACUGGUUCGCAUUAUUGUUUAAGAGUGUCAGGCCGCCAUGCGUACCAUCCAUCGAGGGACCAGACGAUGUCCGCUACUUUAAUAGAAUGUACACAUCAUGCGCCCCCAUUCUGACACCGCCAGGCGAGUCUGAGUCACUAUCUGAUGUAGAGCUGGAGCUAUUCAAAGAUUUUGACUGGGUUUCCGAUAGGAUUUAA